AAAAGGAAUUCCAAAAGCGUCUAAACAUUCAGAAUUAAUUUUUUACUUUUGAAAUUUUAUACAUCGCAACGUCGUUUUAACUGAAAGGAAAAGUUCCAUAUUUUAUUAACGUGUGAUAUAAUAUAAUAUUUGCAAUGGCAGAAUUAAAAAUGAAUGAGGGAUGGAAUAGUGAUCAAGAAUUUGAAUAUCCAUUUGAUGAACAAGAAACUGAACAAGUAACUAGAAAAAAAAUUUAUAAUACAAAGACUAGAUUCAAUAAUUUUAGAAGUUCCAAAAGUGGUUCACAACAAGCAAAAUCAAAUGAUCUGAUUAUAAAUAUAGAUUCAAAGAAAGUAGGUAAACUUAUAGGCAAGGGUGGUUGCAAUAUAAAGGAAUUGCAAGAGAAAAGUAAAACAAGGAUUCAAAUAAAUCAAUCUACUACAUGUGGUAUUAGUACAGUUACUUUAAUCGGAUCUCCAGCAGCACAAAAUAAAGCUAAAGAAUUAAUUGAUGAAUUAUUAAAAGAUACUCCGCAACCUGUGAAAACUGAGCAAAAAAAGGGAACAAAAUACAAUUUGAAUCGAAUUAACAAAAGUCAUGAAGAACCAUUUACUUAUCCACCUAUAUAUAAGAACUUUUAUCAAGAAGAUCCUUUUAUUACACAAAUGUCUGCUGAACGUGUAGCAGAAAUUAGGAUACAAAAUAAUAAUAUUGAAGUUCAACGUGUUUUUGACGAUGAAGAAAGUAAUGUUGACGUAUGUUGCAUUCCUAAUCCUAUUGAAACAUUCGAACAAGCUUUCCAUAAUUAUCCGCAAGUUCUUGAAGAAAUAAAAAAACAAGGCUUUACAAAUCCAAGCCCAAUACAGCGUCAAGGAUGGCCAAUUCUACUUAGUGGCAAAGAUAUGAUUGGUAUAGCACAGACUGGAACAGGCAAAACGUUAGCAUUUCUUUUGCCUGCAUUGAUUCAUAUUGAUGGUCAAAAGACUCCUUUUAAUGAAAGAGUUGGUCCCAAUGUCCUUAUUUUGGCACCAACUAGAGAAUUAGCAUUACAAAUAGAAAAAGAAGUAGGAAAGUAUUCGUAUCGUAAUAUUAAAGCUGUUUGUCUUUACGGUGGCGGUAAUCGACAAGAUCAAAUUGAUAUAGUAACAGAAGGUGUACAAAUAGUUAUAGCUACACCGGGAAGAUUAAAUGAUCUGGUAUUAGCAAGAGCAAUAGAUGUAAGAUCUGUUACAUAUCUUGUACUAGACGAAGCAGAUCGUAUGCUGGAUAUGGGGUUCGAACCUCAAAUUAGGAAAAGUUUAUUCGAUGUAAGAUCCGAUAGACAAACUAUAAUGACAAGGUAUUUAAUAUAUAUUUUUGUAUCGUACAUAUAUAUAUAUAAAUAUAAAAUAUAUUUAUACUGUUUUAAUUUUUAUAAUAGUGCUACAUGGCCACCAGGUGUUAGACGCUUAGCACGAUCAUAUAUGAAAGAUCCAAUUCAAGUAUUUGUUGGAUCGUUAAAUUUAUCAGCUGUACAUACAGUAAAACAGCAUAUUCAUAUAAUCGACGAGGAAGAUAAAUUGGAUGUGUUUUAUGAAUUUAUUCGGAAUAUGGAUCCCGAAGACAAAAUUAUUGUAUUUUUUUCUAAAAAAGCAAGAGUAGACGAUAUAGCGAGCGAUUUAUGUCUCUCGUAUAUUAAAAAUGAAAGUAUUCAUGGUGGAAGAGAUCAAGAAGACAGAGAACAAGCUAUAGAAGAUUUAAAAAAUGGCUCUGUACGAAUUCUUCUUGCAACAGACGUUGUCAGCCGAGGUAUUGACAUCGAGGAUAUAACGCAUGUCUUCAAUUAUGAUUUUCCACGUGAUAUAGAAGAAUAUGUCCAUCGAGUUGGACGUACAGGUCGCGCUGGUAAAACCGGCGAAAGUAUAACGUUAAUGACCAAAAAUGACUGGUCACAUUCCAAAGAACUUAUCAGUAUUUUAGAAGAGGCUAAUCAAAUGGUGCCAGAUGAGUUAUAUAGUAUGGCCGAAAGAUACGAAGCCUGGAAAACGAAACGGGCGGAAGGACGAGCGAAUCGUUCAAAUGGGCAAGGCUAUAAGUUUGGCUAUAGUAGACAAAAUAAGUGGGGCGGAAAAUGGUAAAUUUUACCAUUAAUCAACAGAGGGUCUACACUUAGUUAUUCUUUUUAUUUUUUAUUUUAAUUUUAUUUCUUUUUUCCCCCUUUUUUCCAUUCCAUGUAAAAACUUGUACAAAUCAAUUAGUUUUUAAGUAAUGCAUUUCACUUAGAUUGUAGAAUUUGUGCAAUGGAAUAUUUUUUUUGUAUUAUUUUUCUUUUUUUUUCUUCCAAAAUUUUCAUUUAGUUAAUUGCUUGUACAUAUCAUUUAGUUAAUUACUUGUACAUAUCAUCAACACAGUGAUUGGGGGGUGGGGGGAAAGAGGAAAUAAUCUAUUUAAAAUAACUAUAUUUUUAUACAUAUACUUGUAAUUUUUUUAUAU
Messenger RNA from Vespa velutina, 2451 nucleotides. Its product is annotated as probable ATP-dependent RNA helicase DDX43. Bases 135 to 2096 code for a protein of 653 amino acids. The record is from RefSeq and is a predicted model, not a curated record. Gene Ontology annotation, molecular function: ATP binding; RNA binding; RNA helicase activity. Lineage: Eukaryota; Metazoa; Arthropoda; Insecta; Hymenoptera; Vespidae. The transcript is spliced from 11 exons.